AUGACGGACAUCACCAAGAUGUUCCGCCAGAUUAGAGUUCACAAGGAUGACUGGGCCCUGCAGCAGAUUCUAUGGACCGACUCACGUGGAGAACUAGUCACGUAUCAACUGACAACAGUCACAUACGGCACGAGAUCAGCUCCGUUUCUCGCAAACCGUGUUCUUCUUCAGCUGGCUGAGGAUGAAGGACAUCGGUUCCCUUUGGCCGUCUCGCCUAUCGUGAAAGGAAGAUACGUUGAUGACAUCUGUGGAGGUGCGGACACGGAUGACCAACUCGUUAGGACCGCGCAAGAAGUUCGUGAUCUCUGCGCUGCUGGAGGAAUGCCUCUGGCAAAAUGGCAUAGUAAUAGUCCAGCGCUACUCCAGUGGCUCGCUCCUGAUAGUGCCUCCAAUGACCAGCGAGUUUAUGAGGAUUCGGAGACCCGGAUUCUUGGCUUGUCGUGGCAGCCCAGCUCGGAUAACUUCGUCUUCUCAAGUCGGACCAGCGAUGAAUCGAAGGUUUCUAAGAGGAAUAUCCUCUCAGAGAUCGCUCAGAUCUAUGACCCACUCGGAUUUCUAUCUCCUGUCGUGAUCAGAGGGAAACUGCUCAUGCAGGAGACCUGGAUUGGAAAGCUCGGUUGGGAUGAGGAAGUCCCAGAACAAGUUGCCCAGCGUUGGAAAAGUUUUCGAAAUGAUCUCACUCUGCUCUCGAAGUUAUCCGUUCCAAGAUGGUUAGGCCUUCUCCAGAACUCGUCGAUUGAAAUCCAUGGAUUUUCAGAUGCUUCUGUUCUCGCGAUGUCAGCCGUAGUCUAUCUCAGAAUCGUUAAUGGAGAUAAUGAGCCUCGGAUUUCUUUGGUCUGCGCUAAAACGAAAGUAGCUCCUCUCAAACGGCUGACAAUCCCAAGGCUAGAGCUCACAGCUGCGGUUAUGCUUGCCAAACUCGUAAAGUACGUGAAAGGAGAGCUCGAUCUCUCGAACACGCCGACGUUUUUAUGGACCGACUCCUCAGUUGCGCUUACGUGGAUCAACUCGCAUCCAUCCAGAUGGAAAGAGUUCGUGAGAAAUCGUGUCCAACUCAUACAAGAGACCUCACGAGCUCAAUGGAAACUCGUUCCUGGCAAGGAAAACCCAGCUGACUGCGCAUUUCGUGGACUAACGACAGCGCAGCUCUCUGCACAUGAACUCUGGUGGUACGGACCACCGUGGCUCAUGAAAAGUUCAUCGUCGUGGCCAUCUCUAGAGCUUGCUUCAGUGACAUCAGCAGAUCUUGAAGAGAAACCUGGUGUCGUUCUGAACGUGAAGGUCUAG
This is a messenger RNA of Diachasma alloeum, 1287 nucleotides long. RefSeq lists its product as uncharacterized. The transcript has a single exon. Lineage: Eukaryota; Metazoa; Arthropoda; Insecta; Hymenoptera; Braconidae. The record is from RefSeq and is a predicted model, not a curated record. Bases 1 to 1287 code for a protein of 428 amino acids.